Molecule: messenger RNA, 855 nt
Organism: Selaginella moellendorffii
Lineage: Eukaryota; Viridiplantae; Streptophyta; Lycopodiopsida; Selaginellales; Selaginellaceae
Exons: 5
Coding region: 1-855 (284 amino acids)
Source: RefSeq, a predicted model, not a curated record
AUGGGGUACUACUCAACAGAUAUCUACAAGAGCUUUAGAUUCUCCACAGAAUCCAUAGCAAGUGCAAAGAAAAAGUUUUGGAGCGACUAUUUGUUCCAGCACUGUCAGCCAGCAGUUCACGAGGAUGAUGUACCAGAAAGAACCAUAACGGUGUUACAACAAGAACUUGGAGUUGAGGGCCUUGAGAUUAACUACAAUGGCCAAUGGAUUCCUGUGAAGCCAGUUGAAGGUGCAUUAGUCAUUAAUGUAGCAGACAUGCUCCAGGAGUUUCUUCUUCUCUUGGUAGCGAUCGAUUAUAGCAAGGGAGAGAAGUUUCAGAGUUGUCCAAUGGCUGCAUUGUUGAGAUCCUUUGUUGUUCUCCUGCUUGUCGUCGUCACGGUGGAAGCGCGCUCCUGGUCUCCGCUCUACGGCACCAACGCGGGAGUGGGAUUCAACGACACGAGUUCUUCCUCGGCGAUCAAAACUCUCACCGCAAUCCGCGUACACUACGGCUGGGUGAUCGACGGCAUCCAGGGACAAUACGCCACCGGCAGCUCUUCAACCUGGAUGGCUAACCACGGCACAACCACGCAAUUCACAGAGAUCCAAGUCGCCUAUCCGUCCGAGAGGUUCGUGCGCGCCACCGGCAAGUACGGGCCGUACAGCAGCGAGAAGAACCAGGGGGUCACGGUGACGGAGCUGUCGUUCGUCACGUACAACAACAUCACCGGCAAGAGCGUCACGUACGGCCCGUACGGCGGGCAUGAGACGAGCGGCCAGACGAGCUUCCAGACGGCGGCCGCGAGCGAGAUCGUGGGCUUGUAUGGAUUCACCUCGGACUACAUGCGCGGGAUUGGUUUUGCGCUCGAGCCUUAG